This is a messenger RNA of Micropterus dolomieu (smallmouth bass), 2539 nucleotides long. It is a transcript of the gene faxca, whose product is annotated as failed axon connections homolog, metaxin like GST domain containing a. Bases 215 to 1444 code for a protein of 409 amino acids. The record is from RefSeq and is a predicted model, not a curated record. The transcript has 6 exons. Gene Ontology annotation, cellular component: cytoplasm. Lineage: Eukaryota; Metazoa; Chordata; Actinopteri; Centrarchiformes; Centrarchidae.
GCGCAAGGAGGGAGGCCACAGCCAGCGAGCUCCGUGCGGGCUGCGGAGGAUGUCGACCCCGCUGCGGGGACACGCUCCGGGCGGGAUGCUGGUGUCCAGUCGGCUGUCUCUCGUUCAGUCGGCCUGCGCCUGCAGCCCUCUGCACUCAUGAAGCCCCCGCUGAUGAAGCCCCGAGCUGCCAAAGUGAGGCGGAAAGUGGCCGGAGACAGAGAGCAUGUACUGGCGCGUCGGGUUUGCCUGGACGCGGUCGUGUGUGGUUGAUCUUGGCCAGAACCAGAGCUUCUCCUCCGGCCUGCUGGGCUCCGAUGAGCAGCUCUCGUUUUAUGGGUACAUCAUCGCCUGCCCACUGCAGGACUACGGCGGGAUAAUGUCCGCGCUGGGCUCGGACUCGUGGUGGCGGAAAACGCUGUAUUUGACCGGAGGGGCUCUGCUCGCUGCCGCUGCUUAUUUGCUGCACGAAUUGCUGGCCAUCAGAAAGGAGGAAGAGCUGGACUCUAAAGAUGCCAUCAUACUCCACCAGUUCUCCAGGCCCAAAACCGGUGUCCCGUCCCUGUCCCCUUUCUGCCUUAAGAUGGAGACCUACCUCCGUAUGGUUGACCUGCCCUACAAGAACUACUUUGAUGGGAAGCUUUCACCGCAGGGAAAGAUGCCGUGGAUCGAAUACAACCAGGAGCAGGUGUGUGGCACCGAGUUCAUCAUCGACUUCCUGGAGGAGAGGCUGGGUGCGAGCCUCAACAAGAGCCUGACGCCGCAGGAGAGGGCCAUGUCUCGCGCCAUCACCAAAAUGGUGGAGGAGCAUUUCUACUGGACCAUAGCUUACUGUCAGUGGGUGGACAACCUGGAGGAGACCCAGAAGAUGCUGUCUGUGAGCGGACCACUGAGCGACCUGCUCAAGUGGAUCCUGAGUCACCUGACCGGCGGGAUCGUCAAGAGGGAGAUGUAUGGGCAUGGGAUUGGGCGCUUCUCUAAGGAGGAAGUUUACGCCCUCAUGGAGAAGGACAUGCGGACCCUGGCCACUUUACUAGGCGAUAAGAAGUAUCUUAUGGGCUCUAAGCUUUCGACAGUAGACGCUGCAGUGUUCAGUCACCUGGCCCCUGCUAUGUGGACACUGCCAGGAACACGGCCGGAGCAGCUAAUUAAAGGUGAGCUCAUCAACCUGGCCAUGUACUGCGACCGUAUCCGCCGGCGAUUCUGGCCCGAGUGGUUCGUGGACCUGGAGGACUUCUGCUACAACAACACCACAGAGUGCAGCGACUCAGCCUCUAAGCUCCCUGACCUGGGCCUUUACUCCCGCACGGGCUCUUUCCAGGACGACACGCACACUUCGCACACUCACACGCCACAGCACCCGCCGCCGUCGCCCGACAGCGACCCAACGGGCCACUCGCUGUAUGACUCUGACAUGGACACGGAGUGCUCUGAAAUUGACCAGCUCAAGUGUUGACAAAACAUACAGAUAUAGUGCACACCACGCAUAUACGCACACCACAGGAGGGAGCUGCGUCCCACCUGUACUCAUGCCCCCUACCUCUUUGAACAGAAAAUAACUGGGGAGUAUUCCUGUGUCAGCGGAGAAGUUGAGGACCGAGAGGUUUGCAGUAGAGGGAAAAGGGAGUGAAACGUAGGCCAAAAGUGAGAGAAAAAAGAAUGAGAAAGCAGAAAAGCUGCAGUGAAGGGGAAGAGGAAAGAGAGGCAGAAUAAAAGUGAGAACCAGAAGUAGAGAAACCAGGAGUAAAUGACGCCGCCGCUGAGAAACUCCUCCACGUGGUCGACGUCACCUGCAGUCACAACCUGUCACCUGUCGUAACCGUGGCAACUAAAUGUGUGUGUGACUCGUUAUCCUCGUAGCAACUCACGCCACCCAGCCAUGUGUGUGUUUGACUAACUGAACCCUUAACGCCUUGUAUUGAUAUGACACGUGGGGAACUGUACAGGAUUUCUGUGAAUGAAUACAAUUCAGUGUAAAUAUUUAUAAAUGGAUCUGAUUCUGAAAUUUAACAGAUAGAAUAUUUGAUUAUAUAUGAUUAUAAAUAGUAUAGAUAGCCCUCAAAUAUAGAUCCACCCCCUCUGUCAUGUGUAAAUUCUGUAGGUGUUUCUCCUGUGAAAUCCCUUUUGUGUUGGACUCAAUGACCAAAUCGUCUUGUAAUAGUCUCUGUGAAUAACCACUCUGCUGGUCCCCCCCCCACACACACACACAUUAGAAGCAACAUACAUUUUCAGGUGCCUGUGUUGUUUGGCUUUUCACUGAGGACAGUAGCUUUAGGUCAAAUAGACAUUUUACAUGCAUUCAAGCAUUGAGAGCGAGUCAAACAAUCAUGUAGAAAUAGAUGAAAUAGAUAUAUUGUCUGAAUGAAAGUGCAUGGAUGAUACGUGCCAAUGAAGAUCUCCCUUUAGGCUUCACGUUGAUAAUGCUGUCUAUGUUUCUUAGCUGGCUUAUUCAUUAAGUUUGAUGUGUGUUUGUCUGUGCCUCUGGACAAAUGAGCCACACAAACACCAAUUGAUCUUAAUAAAUUACUUCUUUUCCUUUUCGGCAGAAUCA